Monoraphidium neglectum is the source of this 2760-nucleotide messenger RNA. RefSeq lists its product as hypothetical. The transcript is spliced from 6 exons. Gene Ontology annotation, molecular function: protein binding. The record is from RefSeq and is a predicted model, not a curated record. Lineage: Eukaryota; Viridiplantae; Chlorophyta; Chlorophyceae; Sphaeropleales; Selenastraceae. Gene Ontology annotation, biological process: amino acid activation for nonribosomal peptide biosynthetic process. The coding region runs from base 1 to 2760 and encodes 919 amino acids.
AUGGACGCGGAAGCAGCCGCGGCAGGGGGUGAAACUGGCAGCGCGGCGGCCGCUCCGCCGUCUUGGGUUGCAGGGCCCGGCGGCGAGGCGGGCGGCGAGCAGGCGGAGCGGCGGUGGUUCAGGACUGGCGACUUGGGGCGCCUGCUGCCGGAUGGGUCCCUGCUGAUCCUGGGCCGCGCCGACCACCUGCAAGCCAAGGUCGGCGGCGUUAGGGUCGACCUCCUGGCCGUCGAGCGCUUUCUUGCCACCCAGACCGGCGUGGCGGCCGCCGCCGCACGUGUGUGGCCGCACCCGAGGCGGCGUCAGGACUCGCUGCUGGCCGCCUACGUGGUGGGGGACCAGGGGAAUGAGGUGCUGCUGGAAGUGCAGCAGCAGGAGCAGCAGCAGCAGCAGCAGCAGCAGCUGACAGAGGGUGAGGCGAACGAGGGUGCAGACACAAACGCCGCAGCACCAGUCCAGCUCGUCGCCGGUCUCAGGGCAGCGGCGGCGGCCUCCCUUCCGUCCGCCGCUCGUCCCGCCGUGUAUAUCCUGUUGGACAGCCUGCCGCGGUCGGCUGCCGGCAAGGUGCUGCGCGGGCAGCUUCCGCCUCCCGCCUCUGCUGGUGGUGUCGCUGAUGCUGCAGCCGGCCGUGCAUCGACGGGCAUGCCUGCAGCUACAGCCGCUCUUGUCGGCGAGCAGCCACGCCCGGCACCUGCCACGGCCGCUGACGGCAGCCUGCUGGUACCACUGGCGCCGCCACAGCAUGCGAGGCCGGCCCCCUCAGAGUCGCAGGUGAUGGUAGCUUUUGCAGCUGCGCUUGGCGCCGCACAGGCUGUCUCACUCGAGGCCACUUCUGACUUCUUCUCACAUGGCGGCGGCGACUCGUUGGCAGCGGCCAAGGCGGCAGCUGGGCUAGGGAUUGACGUUCGGCUGGUGUUUGCAUACCCCAGCGCGCGCUCGCUCGCAGCGGCGCUACGGCUGCAGCGGCAGGCAGCGGUUGCUAGUGCAGGGGCAGCACGCCACGGCGGCAAUGAAGGUCCAGGGCAGGCGGCAGAUCAGGUGGAGGAGGAGGGCCUUGUGCCAGCAGCAAAGCGGCGGCGGUUGGUGUUUGAGCUGGGAGCGGCGCCGGUCCCCGCAGCGUCGACAGGGGUACAGCAGCAGCAGCUGCACCAGCAGCAGCAGCAGCAGCAGCAGCAGCAGCAGCAGAAGCAGCAGCAGCAGCUGCAGCAGCAGCAGCAGCUGCAGCAGCAGCAGCAGCUGCAGCAGCAGCUGCAGCAGCAGCAGCUGCAGCAGCAGCUGCAGCAGCAGCAGCAACAGCAGCAGCAGCAGCAGCAGCAGCAACAGCAACAGCAGCAGCAGGAACAGCAGCAGCAGAGCGAUUAUGCUGCCAUUCGGUUGAGCAGCGGCUCAGAGCACAGCGAAGCCGUUGCAGGAGCAGCGCAGCAGCAGCAGCAGCAGCAGCAGCAGCAGCAGCAGCAGCAGCAGCAGCAGCAGCAGCAACAACAGCAGCAGCAUCUUCAUCAUCGGCAGCAGCAGCAGCAGCAGCAGGAACAGCAGCAGCAGCAGCACGGCGCCGCGGCGGCGUUCGACGCGGCCAGCGGCGCCUGCCUCUGGCGGGCGUCGCUGCCAGGGCGUGCUGACGCCGGCCUGGCGGCCGAGCCGCGCCUGCAGGAGGUCGCCGUUGCCUGCAGCGGCGGGCGGCUCUGCUGCCUGGACCUGGCCUCAGGGGCGCUGCUGCGGGAGGUCGGCUGCGGCGGCGAGCUGCGCGCCGCGCCCGCGGUCGACCCGUGGCCUGGGGUCGGGUGGUGGUGGAUCGGCACGCAUGGGCGGGAGCUGCUGGCGGUGCAGCCUGGGGAGCAAGGAGUUGUGCUGAGCCGCUCCGCCUUCGUCGCGCUGCUGGACGGCUCGGUGGCGGCGGUACAGCUGGCCAGCACGAUGCCUGUCGGCAGCAGCGCCACUUUUGAGCUUCGGCAAUUGUGGAGCAGCCCGGGGCCUGCGCCGGUCUUCAGCGCUCCGGGCGUCGCUCGAGGCCAAGGCGGUGGCGACGGCAGCGCGGUUGCGAUGGGCCUUGGCACCCGGGAAGCUGUCGGGCAGCUGCUGGUGUGCGGCCACGUGGACGGCUGCGUCAGGGGCCUGCGGACCGCCAACGGCUCGGAGGCCUGGCGUGUCCAGCUGGCAGGGCAGCUGUUUGCUGACCUGGCGGUGGAGCCUGCAGGGCUUCCGCCCGGCUACGUUCUGGCGGCGACGCAUGCGGGCAAGGUUUACUGCCUGGCUGCAGUUGAUGGCGCGGAGCUGUGGUGCGCUAGCGUCGGGGCAGGCCCCAUCUCCGCGGCCCCGUCUGUGGCACCAGACGGGGCCGUCAUUGUCUGCUGCAGUGGCGGGACGCUCGUGGCGCUGCAUGGCGACAAGCAACCUUGGCGGCAGCAGCAUGAGCAGCAGCUGGAGCAGCAGCUGGAGCAGCAGCUGGAACAGCAGCUGGAGCAGCAGCUGGAGCAGCGGCAGCAGCAGCAGCAGCAGCAGCAGCAGCAGCAGCAGCAGCAGCAGCAGCAGCCACCGGGGGCGGACCUUAGCAGCAGCGGCCGAUUUGGCAACCGCAGCGACACCAGUGAUCGCAGGUCACAGCUGGUCGCGUGCGCACAGCUGCCCGCAGACCUGUUUUCAUCACCUGUGGCGGUGCCGGCGCCCUGCCACCCUCGGCCAGGCGUGCCCAGAGUCGCCGGGACGCUCAUUGUAUUCGGCUGCAGGGACGACCACUUGUACUGCGUGCGGCUGCGUGGGUAG